CGGCGUCAACUCAGUCUUUCACCUUCAUCCCACCACAAAACAUGUCUCACAUAUUAAUAUUCCUACUAGUUAUAGCUGUAACGAAAUCCGAAGGGAACAUCUCAACAUGUAAUGGUUUCACAGCAAAUUUUCACUUGAAGAGUAUCACGGGGUCGUGGCAGGUGGUCGCCAUUAUACCGGAAAAGCUGUUCCCCGACAAAGAUGUCGCUUGUUUCAAAGUGGAAUUCAGUGAAACAGAUGAGGGCGGUCUACGAUGGUUAGUGAACAAAACACUUAAUUUACCGCAGAAGAUGAAUUUGGAAAACAUAAAAGGCCCAAUAGUCCGACAACGGUACCACUCCGACCACCCAUUCGACGUCUGGUCCAAAUCUGUUGAGGGCGUGAAUGGAUGCUUCCAGCAAGUUCUCUCUUUGGACACUGAUAAAAGUGAUUUAUAUAAAGCAGUAACCCAUGACGCGAUGAUGCAGCUGCACCAACUGGACGCGGCUGAUGGUUCCGAACCGUUUCUGGUGCAAAUGCUAUGGGGAAAGAUGAUCGCAGCCGUCAUAUACCGUCGGCAACCAGGUGUAACACAAGAUCAACUGAAGCCAGUGUUUGAGCUGAUGUCGAAACUGCGCGGGCCGCAGCGCGUGCCAAGAAUAUGUGAACAACAAUUACACGACUUCCUGGUUAGGAGGCACUCUUAAACUGACCACCGAUAUCAUCAUCAGAUAUUGUAUUUUAAUAAAGUAAUAUUUAAUAUUA
Messenger RNA from Galleria mellonella (greater wax moth), 744 nucleotides. RefSeq lists its product as uncharacterized. The record is from RefSeq and is a predicted model, not a curated record. The coding region runs from base 42 to 686 and encodes 214 amino acids. NCBI's taxonomy places the organism in Eukaryota, Metazoa, Arthropoda, Insecta, Lepidoptera, Pyralidae. The transcript has 4 exons.